Messenger RNA from Rubroshorea leprosula, 2884 nucleotides. The record is from the annotation of a GenBank genome assembly. NCBI's taxonomy places the organism in Eukaryota, Viridiplantae, Streptophyta, Magnoliopsida, Malvales, Dipterocarpaceae.
UCUCUCCUUUAGAACUCUCUAGCAUCUAUCUCAAAACUUCUCCAGUUUUCAUCCCCUUUUUGGGUGCUCGGAAGCUUCCGAGCUUUUCGAGCUUUUGAUGCACAAGCAGUCAAAGGGCUUCUUAAGCAUGGUGGAGCCGGUCAACCAUACUCCUAUGUUCGGUGACCACUUUAGAUGCCAAAUUGACAAACGGUCGACUGCCAAUCCGAGAAACGAGGUGGAAUUUGAAUUUGAAGAAGAAGGGGGUGAUGUGAAAGGACGCAGGCUGGUGGAUAGCUUCCCCUCUAGCCGGCUGGGUGAAGAACAAUCAGUGGAAGUAGUAGCUGACAGUUUUGACAGGUCUACGGAAGCCAGUGAUUUAGGAGGGAGAGUUGAGGCUGGUUUAUUUGAAAAUACUCCACAAAAUGAGCUGUCUACAGACCCUAUCGAGAGUUCAGCUGGCAAUAACUUGGGCCUACAGCAAAAGCCCAACUCAGAGGCCACAUGCCAAGCCCGUGACAAUGAACAACAAGUGGGAGGGCAGAUAUGGGCUAACCAGUUGAAUGAUACAACCAAAAGUAUGGAAAAUGAGUCCAGAAUUGAGCAAGAAUCUGUUCCGCAGCGUGAGCAACAGCAGCAGAGGCAAGAGAAAAAAGGGAAGUCGCUGGGAAACAAUAGAGAGUUCUGGGCAGAUUUGCAAAGUGAGGAAGAAAGUGAAAAAGGGUGGAUGGCUGCAAGUAACAAAGAUCGAAAAAAAAGAAAAAAGAAGAGAGCAAAGUCGUGCAAAGCUGUGUAUCAAAAAGCAAGUCUUCAACGAAUUUUGAUGCAGAGAGAGAAGAAUAGAUCUGCAGUAAAAGAGAAGAAAGCAUGGCGAGAAGAUAUCCCAAAGUUUCAGCCGGGCAUGAACAAUGAAGUUGCAGGGGGUUCGGUGGGAGAUAGUGGUAUACAGAAUCGAAAUAGAUUGUUGAAGGAACACCCAAGUCGCAGAAUUGCAGAGGAGCUGUGGGAUUUUGCUAGGAAAAUUGGGGUUGUGGCUGAAAAUGAGGAACAAAUCAUCAACAAGCUUGAUGAAAUGGAGGUGCGUGAUAGAAGAGCAAAGGAAGCGGACUGCUCAAAAGAUCCGAAGAAGAAACAGAAGUUAAGGGAUUUAGUGAGUAAAGAAAAAAUUGAUUUUUUGGCUUUACAAGAAACGAAGGUGACAGGGAUAGAUAGAAAAACAUGUAAAAUGGUGUGGGGCACAGAAGACUUCGGUUGGGUUGCAAAGGAUGCAUGUGGGUUGUCUGGAGGUAUACUCUGUGUAUGGAAUUCUAAAUCUCUCACAAUGUCUAGAGUAAUAGAGGGUGAGAAUUUUAUAGGAAUAGAAGGGGUAUGGGGUCCUGAGGGGGUUGUUGUUUUCAUUCUAAAUGUGUACUCCCCGUGCCAGUUAUCAGGGAAGAGAGUUUUAUGGGCAGAGCUGAAAAAUUUGAUAUUAGAUAGACAAGGCUACUGGUGUAUUGCAGGGGAUUUUAAUGCAGUUAGGAAUGAAGAGGAGAAAAAGGGUAGUAGAGGAGUUACAAUUGAGAUGAGAGAGUUUAAUAACUUUAUACAAGAAACAGAAUUGGUGGAUAUUCCUCUUGUGGGUAGAAAAUUCACCUGGUACCAGUCUAAUGGGAACAGUAUGAGCAGAAUAGACAGAUUUCUACUAUCGGAAGGGUGGUUGACAAAGUGGAGUGAAGCCAGACAAUGGGGCCUUAGUAGAACAGUGUCGGAUCAUUGCCCCAUCCUACUCAAACAUAAGCAUAUUGACUGGGGGCCUAAGCCAUUUAAGUUUUUCAAUGCAUGGUUUCAGCAAGAAGGUUGCAUGGAGUUGGUUAAAGAGGUGUGGGGGUCGGCAAACAUUCAAGGAUGGGCAGGGUUUCAACUUAAGGAAAAGCUGAAAUUGACAAAGGAAGCUUUGAAAAGGUGGAGCAAAACACUUCUCCCAGUUAUUGAUGCCAAAAUAGACAAGGCUACUACAGAGAUAGCACAAAUUGAUAAGAAGGGGGAAGAGGUACAGCUGUUGGAGGAAGAAAUCAUAAAAAGAAGAGAGGAUUUCCUACUUCUAUGGGAAAGCAUGAAGAGCAAGGAAAGUAUGCUGCAGCAGAAAUCUAGAAAGGCAUGGUUGAACCUCGGCGACGCCAACACAAGUUUCUUUCACAAGUGCAUCAAGGGGAGAUGGAGAAGAAAUGAGAUGACUUCUAUACAAAUCAAAGGAACACAAAUUCUGUGUGCCAGCAGAAUGAAGGAGGAGAUUGCUUCCUUUUUUGAAGACAUAUUCAAAGAAGAACAGUGGGACAGACCAAAGCUAGAAGGGGUGAGCUUCAAGCAGAUUUCACAGUUAGAAAAUGACCAUCUGGUUGGAGCUUUCAGUGAGGAAGAGAUAGAUGCAGCGGUGCGGGAGUGUGAUAGUUCAAAGGCGCCUGGACCAGAUGGAUUCAAUUUCGGCUUUGUCAAGAAUGUGUGGGAGCUAAUAAGGGUAGAUGUAAUCAGAUUCUUGCAUGAAUUCCAUAAAAAUGGUAAGCUGGUUAGAGGACUUAACACAUCUUUCAUUGUCCUUGUGCCGAAAGUGGAUAGCCCACAGAAGAUAGAGGAAUAUAGACCCAUCUCCCUCAUUGGUGUAAUGUAUAAAAUCCUUGCAAAGCUUCUUGCUAACAGGUUAAAGGUGGUCCUUGAUGAGAUUGUCGGUGAACAACAGAUGGCAUUUAUUAGAGGAAGGCAACUAAUGGAUGGAGUAGUGGUAGCAAAUGAGGUGAUUGAUGAUGUAAAGAAGAAGAGGAAGGAGACAUUCUUGUUCAAGAUCGACUUUGAAAAGGCGUAUGAUAAGGAACUGGAUCAUGGAAUGUCUGAGAACAAACCUUGUAUCAAUUCUGGUUAAUGGCAGCCCAAC